Messenger RNA from Colletotrichum karsti, 924 nucleotides. RefSeq names its product MIP family channel protein. Bases 1 to 924 code for a protein of 307 amino acids. Gene Ontology annotation, biological process: transmembrane transport. Gene Ontology annotation, molecular function: water channel activity. The record is from RefSeq and is a predicted model, not a curated record. Gene Ontology annotation, cellular component: plasma membrane. The transcript is spliced from 3 exons. Lineage: Eukaryota; Fungi; Ascomycota; Sordariomycetes; Glomerellales; Glomerellaceae.
AUGCACUUCCCACAUCACCACUCAUGGAAUCUGAAAAGCCCUAGACGGGUCAAAGAAGUCCUCAAAGAGAAGCUCACGACGACGAACGAUGGAGACAACGACAGCUCGUUGCCGAUGCUUAGCAUCGCAGAUACCACAAGAAACAAGCUUGUAUCGGCAUUAGGAGAGUUUAUCGGCACUUUUCUGUUUCUCUUCUUCUCCUUCGCAGGGACCCAAAUCGCCACAUCUCCUGGCGCUUCCGCUGGGGUCGAACCGAAUCUGACAGUCAUCAUUUUCAUCGCCCUUUGCUUUGGCGUCUCAUUGACUGCGAACGUGUGGGCUUUCUAUCGAGUCAGUGGAGGAUUAUUCAACCCGGUGGUGACACUCGCCCUCAUAGUGUGCGGUGGACUGCCAGUACAUCGUGGUCUCCUUAUUGUACCCAUCCAGAUUAUUGCCGGAAUUUGCGCUGCUGGUAUCGCUGAAGCAAUGUUUCCCGGCCCGCUGAACGUUGAUACAGUCCUCGGCGGAGGAACAAAUACAGCACAAGGGUUUUUCAUCGAGCUCAUUCUCACGGCACAGCUUGUGUUCGUCAUUCUCAUGUUGGCAGUUGAGAAACAUCGGUCAACAUUUCUUGCCCCAGUCGGCAUCGGCCUGUCGUUCUUUCUCUCAGAGAUUGUUGGCGUUUACUACACUGGAGGAUCACUGAACCCCGCUAGAUCGUUCGGUCCUGCUGUGGUAAACAGGAGCUUUCCAGGAUAUUUCUGGAUUUACGUAUUCGGCCCGACAUUCGGGUCGCUGCUAGCCUGCUUCUUCUACGCCAUAUUGCGCACGUUGCGAUACUAUGAAGUCAACCCAGAUCAAGACGCCGACGGUCAAGAUUUGGAUGCCGAAGCUGCCACUAAGGACCAGGAAGUUGGCAGCAGCCCUGAACGGACAUUGGCGUGA